AUGUUGAUAAGAAAUAACGCCAAGGAGAUUAUCAAAAACUGGGAGAAUCUAGCAUACCAGGCAUUUGAGUCCACACGGUCAUACAACCAUAAAUUCAAUAGGACAUUGCAGGCUUUCCAGACGAUAGUCGACCAGCAGGAUAACCGAAAGGUGAUGAUCGGGUCAGUAAGGUUCAGUACGAGCGACCUUGGCAAGUUGGUUAGAUGCUUGGUUCGGGAGUACCAUACCACGGUUCGAAACUUGCUACCGGACGGGAUGUUGAUGGUGGACGAGCUAUACGAGGAGUUUCGAAAACAUGCCAAAGAUAUGUUCAGCUGCAUGGAUUUAGGAUAUAGUGUUUUCUACGGAACGAACGAACUCAACAAGCUUUCGUAUCAGCAGCGACGCACGUACGAGGAAGCUGUCGGCGAUAAAUGGAAGAAUCAAAAGUAUAUGAGAAGCAUGUUUGACCAGUUUACCAGGCUCAACUUGAACCUCUUUGUGUGCAUCUUGAUCACCUGUGGCAGUCCAUUUCGGGUGACGGAGUUGCUCACGUUGACGUUUGCCAACCCGACGGAUUUGGUGCGUACGAUGUAUUAUUCCAACGGGCAUAUUCAGAUUAACCUUCUCUACAAUAAGAAUACACAUAGCAGCAUGCGAUAUUCGAACCAUACCAAGAUGUUGCCCAUUGAGGUUUCCAAAAUAGUCAUCCAUUACGUGUCAAUUAUCAAAUAUUUGGAGGUUGCAAUCGUGGAAGAGCACGGGUGGGCCAAGUCCAAAAGCGAUAUGAGCGUGGCAGACGAUUGGGAAGACGACGCUGAGUUUGACGAGCUGGACGGAAAUGAUCUGGAAGAUGAGGCUAGCUUGUUAGCGUCCAAGGCGCUUUCCAAGAGGGAUGAAAUAAAGACGCUCUUGUUCAUGUAUAAGCUCGGACCGAGAAACGGGGGCCAGGUGUUCAAGUAUUUGGAGCUGGUGAGUGAAAAGUAUAUCAGGGAGAAGUAUACGCCCAGAAUUUUACGGCAGGCAUUAGUCUAUUUUACGCGGACGCUCUUGGGAGAAGCAAAGCAUCAAGGAGUGGGGAUUCUCAAUCGAAUUGAUUCCAUUGCAGGUCAUAGGUCAGAGACCGCCGAUUUGCAGUACGGAGUUACGCAUAGCAAUAUGUAUCUUCCCAGCGCGGCCAGAAAUAAUAUCGAUAUCCAGAUCUCGUUUGCAUGGCAUAAAAUCUUGGAGUUGGAAGAGAAGGAGGUGAAGGAUGAGCCGGCGCCCAGCAAUAGGCAGGAGUUGAAGAAGCUUCUUUCGAUGGUUGAUGUGGGCAAAGAAGAAAUAGAAGAAGUUGGGAGAAGGCUAUAUGGCAAUUUCAAGUUUGGGUCCAUGGGCCAGGUGCAUACGGUGUAUGACGCAUUUCAUAGUGUCAAGGAUCUUAUGGUGAUCAGUCCGACGGGAUCGGGUAAGAGCAAUGCAUAUAAGAUGCCAAUUUUGAUGGAGAAGAAGUUGCGGCUUCCGUUUGUCAGUUUUAUCAUCUGUCCGUUCAUCAGUUUGCUUGAAGACGUAAAAGUGAAGUUGAAGGAGCUCGGAGAGCUAGAGGUGGAGAUAUUCGAUAGCGAUAUGGCUCAUGAAUAUUAUAGCAAUUGUGAUAUAAUUGUGCUUCAGUUGGAAAAGGUGCUGGAUGCAGCCGGGCUAGUCCGAUAUUUUGAGUCGGGAUCGGUCUUUCGAAGAGUACGGCGGCUAAUAAUGGAUGAGGCUCAUGCAUUGAUUGAGCAUCGGGAGUUUCGAGGCCAGUCUGUUUCGCGAGUGCGCGAUGUAUUUGGGGAGAGUAUUCCCAAGCUUUUUCUAACGGCGACGUUUCCCAAGGCCAUGGAAAGGGAAUUAUGCCCGAUGUUUGGUAUAUCGGAUAGGCGCGUGCAUCGUGAAGAUACGAUCAGAAAGAAUAUCGAGCAUGUUGUCGUACGGGAGCAUGUAGAUGUCAAGAGGGCGUUGCGCACGAUAUAUGCAAAGGAAAUAAGGCCUCGAAGAACGAAGGGUAUUGUGUUUGUCUAUCUGCGGGAGAUGGCGAAGGAUCUUGGUGAACGUCUAAGGUGGAUGGUAUUUCACGGGCAUAUGGUUCCCGAGGAAAAAGCAAAGGCAUAUAAGGAAUUUGCAGAUACGGAGAGUGCUAUGAUGGUUGCGACGUCGGCAUUCAGCCAUGGCGUGGAUGUUGAGGGCAUUAGCCAUGUAAUAGCCAUCGGCAGUGUUCCCAAUCGUGCUGGAUCAGAAGCCGGAUUCUCCGAGAGGCUGGAUGUACAACCAUUGAUUAUUAAAAAAAAAAAAAAUCGUAUGAAGUGA
Debaryomyces hansenii CBS767 is the source of this 2301-nucleotide messenger RNA. RefSeq names its product DEAD/DEAH box helicase. The coding region runs from base 1 to 2301 and encodes 766 amino acids. Gene Ontology annotation, cellular component: nucleus; RecQ family helicase-topoisomerase III complex; cytoplasm. NCBI's taxonomy places the organism in Eukaryota, Fungi, Ascomycota, Pichiomycetes, Serinales, Debaryomycetaceae. The transcript has a single exon. The record is from RefSeq and is a predicted model, not a curated record. Gene Ontology annotation, molecular function: ATP binding; four-way junction helicase activity; 3'-5' DNA helicase activity. Gene Ontology annotation, biological process: double-strand break repair via homologous recombination.